Molecule: messenger RNA, 3433 nt
Organism: Leopardus geoffroyi (Geoffroy's cat)
Lineage: Eukaryota; Metazoa; Chordata; Mammalia; Carnivora; Felidae
Gene: NCOA5
Product: nuclear receptor coactivator 5
Exons: 8
Coding region: 187-1407 (406 amino acids)
Biological process (GO): regulation of signal transduction
Cellular component (GO): nucleoplasm
Source: RefSeq, a predicted model, not a curated record
CUCUGCCCCCACUCUCCGCCCCGGCCGCCAUUGCCUCGUGCCCGCGCCGGUCGGUUGGUGGCGCCUUUGUCCUACGGCGGGCAGGUGGGCUGAGGUGGAGGCGGCAGGGGCGGGCCUGAGGCGAAGGAGCGGCCGAGAGCCCGCCGCGCUGGUAGCGAUAUUAAUAAGGCAGCGGAAAGAAGAAAUAUGAAUACGGCUCCAUCAAGACCCAGCCCCACACGAAGAGAUCCAUAUGGCUUUGGAGAUGGUCGAGAUACAAGACGUGAUCGAUCCCCAAUUCGAGGAAGUCCAAGGAGAGAGCCCAGGGAUGGCAGAAAUGGCCGGGAUGCCCGGGAUAGCAGAGCCAUUCGAGACCCCCGAGACUUGCGGGACCACAGAGAUAGCAGAGACAUUCGGGAUCACAGAGACAGCAGAAGUAUGCGUGAUGCUCGGGACAUGAGGGACCUUAGAGACUUUCGUGAUCUAAGAGACUCUAGGGAUUUUCGGGAUCACCGGGACCCCAUGUAUGACAGAUACAGAGAUAUGAGAGACUCCCGAGAGCCCAUGUACAGGAGAGAAAGCUCUUAUGACCGAUACCUGCGAAUGGAUGACUAUUGCAGGAGGAAGGACGACCCUUACUUUGACCGUUACAGAGAUAGCUUUGAUGGACGAGGCCCUCCAGGCCCAGAAAGUCAGUCUCGUGCAAAAGAACGUUUGAAACGUGAGGAACGGCGUAGAGAAGAGCUUUAUCGUCAGUAUUUUGAGGAAAUCCAGAGACGCUUUGAUGCUGAGAGGCCUGUUGAUUGUUCUGUGAUUGUGGUCAACAAGCAGACUAAAGAUUAUGCUGAAUCUGUGGGGCGGAAGGUACGAGACCUAGGCAUGGUAGUGGACUUGAUCUUCCUCAACACAGAGGUGUCACUGUCACAAGCCUUGGAGGAUGUUAGCAGGGGAGGGUCUCCUUUUGCUAUCGUCAUCACCCAGCAACACCAGAUUCACCGCUCGUGCACAGUCAACAUCAUGUUCGGAACCCCACAAGAGCAUCGCAACAUGCCCCAGGCAGACGCCAUGGUGCUGGUAGCCAGAAAUUAUGAGCGCUAUAAGAAUGAGUGCCGGGAGAAGGAGCGAGAGGAGAUUGCCAGACAGGCAGCCAAGAUGGCAGAUGAAGCCAUCCUGCAGGAAAGGGAGCGCGGAGGCCCCGAGGAAGGAGUGCGCGGAGGGCACCCUCCAGCCAUCCAAAGCCUCAUCAACCUACUGGCAGACAACAGGUACCUCACUGCCGAGGAGACUGACAAGAUCAUCAACUAUCUGCGAGAGCGGAAGGAGCGCCUUAUGAGGAGCAGCACCGACUCUCUGCCUGGUGAGCUACGUGGCAGGGCCGAGGCCCGAUUUCCCGCCAACCACUCGGGGCGACCUCGGGUGCCUCGCUGAAGACACAGCCAAGCUCCCAACCGCUCCAGAGCGGCCAAGUGCUCCCCUCUGCUACACCCACUCCAGCUGCACCCCCCACCUCCCAGCAAGAGCUUCAGGCCAAAAUCCUCAGCCUCUUCAAUAGUGGCACGGUUGUGGCCAAUAGCAGCUCUGCAUCCCCUUCAGUUGCUGCCGGAAACACCCAGAACCAAAAUUUUUCCACGGCAGCGAACAGCCAGCCUCAGCAAAGAUCACAGGCCUCUGGCAAUCAGCCUCCAAACAUUUUGGGACAGGCGGGAUCUGCUCGGAACAUGGGCCCCAGGCCUGGGGCUCCUUCCCAAGGGCUCUUUGGCCAGCCUUCCAGUCGCCUGGCACCUACUAGCAACAUGGCUAGCCAGAGGCCCGUGUCUUCCACAGGUAUCAACUUUGACAAUCCAAGUGUACAGAAGGCUCUGGACACCCUGAUCCAGAGUGGCCCUGCUCUCUCCCACCUGGUUAGCCAAACUACAGCACAGGUGGGGCGGCCCCCGGCCCCGUUGGGAUCCUACCAGAGGCAUUACUGAGGCUAAGUCUCUCAACUGUCCCCAGUCCCCUCAUCCCCUGGCCUCCUCCCACCUACUGCGUUCAAAUAGAGUUAUUUGGAGGAUGUUCUCUGCGCCUCUCCAGGUCUACAUCGAAUGUUUCUACCACCUGCUCUCUCUUCUGCCCAAGGCUUUGUUGCUUAUUCCUUCCAGAGUCAGAGUUUAUACUGCAUUUGGGGGUGUAUAUCUUUUUUGUUUUUGGUUUUUGUAGAAAAUAAAUAUCUCUGGGGUCAUUUGGGCAGUAUAGGUGUCCGGGCUCAGUUUAUAUUUCAUGGGUUUCUCUGGUCUCUGUCAGCUGGAUUUGGGGGUUGGGGAGAAGGAAGAAGCCACGCCCCGAUCGACUGAGUUUGGAACAGCAUUUUCAUGUCCGUCGCCACCGCCUUUGUUCAUUUUGAACCUACCAAGGUUUUUUUCAGCUUCACACAGGCCGACCAGAGCUCAAGCUCCUGUCUGCAGCUGCUUCCUAGGGUUGCAGAAAGCCAGCCUGGGCUGGGCAAGCACGGUGUCCUCGUGCCCCAUUCCAUGUGUAUGGGGUCUGCCGGAGGAUUCAUAAAGCAGCUGCUCUGGAGUUUGUCUAGGAGAGUGCGUGGCGGCCAUGGAAGCAGGCACUUUUCUGCCUAAUCCAGGGUUGUUAGUUUGGGGUUUUCUUCCUUUCUUUUUUUCUUUCUUCUUUUCUUUCUUUUUUCUUUCUUUCUCUUUCUUUCUUUCUUUUUCUUUCUUUUCCUUCCUCCCCUUUCCUUUUUUUUCUUUUUUCUUUCCCUUUCUUUCUUUCUUCCUUUCUUUUUUUCUCUUUCUUUUCAUUUCAUUGGAGGAUCUCCAAUGGAUUGAACAGCUCCAGUCACCAGCAGUUCAACAAGAACUGUAAUCUGGGCCCUGACCACUCUCACCCCCUUAACGUUUUUGUCAGCUUCUCCCUCUCCAGUGCUAGUUUCAUGGAGGUUCUGAGAAAGCAACUCUAGACUCUGGCAGGGAACACCCUUUUUUUUUUCAGUGAUUGUUUUGAGCUUUUGGCUCAGAAAUCAGGCUCUUAUUUUCAUUUGGACUCUUCUGUUUCUGAGCAGCAGGAGGUAGGGACCAUUUUGAUGUCAGACUUUUGGUAGCUGGACAUGUCCUUGAUACAGGUGGUUGUUCAUAACUUUUGAGCCAGAGUGAAAUUAUUAGAGGGAGGACUUCUGGCUGCUGCUCUCUAUGGAGCCAAAGGAAGCUGCCCUCUCCCUAGGGAUGGUGCUCAUCAGAGCCCUGUGGGUCACAGUCUCAAGGGUCCCCUGCAGGGAUGAGGGAGGGCAGGGACCUCAGCUGAGUCCUUGCCAGUGGCUGAGCAAACAAUGCUUUCAAAAACUCAAGGUCCCCGAUGGCAGCGUUUUAUGUUCUGACCUGUUUGUGUUCUAUAGUGUUUUUUUCCUCUUUGGAAUUCUGUGUUGUUAAUAAGAUGAGAUGAUUACUUUUUAUUAAAAUGAAAAAGUAAA